Molecule: messenger RNA, 1428 nt
Organism: Strongylocentrotus purpuratus (purple sea urchin)
Lineage: Eukaryota; Metazoa; Echinodermata; Echinoidea; Camarodonta; Strongylocentrotidae
Exons: 3
Coding region: 21-770 (249 amino acids)
Biological process (GO): signal transduction
Molecular function (GO): protein binding
Source: RefSeq, a predicted model, not a curated record
AACUGAAAUCCUGAGAAGAAAUGGCUUCCCCCUUGCCAGAUGCACUGUUAGCGACAGACGUUAUGAGAGAUGCAGACAUGACCAAUCCAGGAACAAGUGCAUGCUUCCAAGGCAUAGGAGCUCUCCGUCAAAUGUUUGACUAUCACAUAGAGACAGCCUUGAGAACUGAGCAUGAGCUAAGGUCAAAGAUCACUAGCAUGGAACAGGAGAAGAGAGAAUAUGAUGAGAAGAUCAGAAAAUUAGAGCAAGAAGUUCUUGUCGUGAAGGGAAAUGGUCUAGAAUUGGAAGGAGGAUUAAGUCAGCCACAAAGAACUGUGCCAGAUGAAGGUGAGGACUGGAAUGGGAAAUAUGAGGAGAUGAGGAAGGAAUGCAAGACGCUAAAGGAAGAACUUCAUUCUAAAAGGAACCUAUGCAGCAAUUGUAAUACUGGACCAGGAAGUGAGUCAUGUUCAGGGCAGAUCUCCACUGAGGAGGAUCUACCAGUCACCAUGGAACACAAGCUUUACUUGUCUGAUAAAGUCUCAGGAAAUAAUAUCAAACAUGUUCUGCGACAUUUAAGUGUACCUGACACUGAUGUGGAAAACAUCUAUUAUGCACACCAUGACCCCAAGGAAUGCUGCAUACAGGGACUGAAAAAAUGGAUGGAAAACAAGGGGAAGAAAGCAACAGUUGGGGCACUUAUUAAAGGAUUGUUGAAAUGUGGUCUUCGAAAUGUUGCUGAACAGUUUUGUGUGAUUCACAAACUGCAUCAACUGCACAAAUUGGUAUGAUUUGAUAUUGUUUUGGUUGCUUCAUACAUCUAAGGCCAGUUCCUCAAUUCUCAAAACCAUCAUAAUUUUAUGUUAAUGGAAUCGGACAUCCCAUAAAUGUGUGUGUUAACACAUGAUUCUACUGAAUGACCAAGACUGUAGACUUACGAUGGUUUCGUGAAAAUGGCCCCCAGGUUCCUAAGCCCCGCUUUUGGACUGAGUAUAUGAACAUUUACUACAUGAAUUUUCAGUAUUCUUAUUUAGUCAGGCAAAAACAUUUUCAUUGGAAACAAACUCACAGUACUUCACAAUUUGUUUAUUUAAAUAUUUCAGUAAUUUUACAUUCAAUAUACAAUUUUAUUUGUAUGAAGGUGAAGGGUCUUUUGCUCACCAGAAAAUUGGUAUAUCUUACACUUUGCACAAAAGUAGGUGGAUAACCAUGAUAUUUUAAAACAAUAUAUCAUGGUUUGCAAAAAAGUACCUGGAUAAUUAUGUGAUAUUUGUCUAUAUCUCAUAGUUUGGAGGAAAAUAAUCAAAAGUGUAUACACAUUUAAAUAUGCAAAGGCUAAGACAAUAUAUGUAUGCGCAUAACCAUUGCAGAAUGUUAGGAUAAGGCCAAAUUGUGUUUUUAUCUCUGUGUUUAAAGUGCAAUUUCGUACAAAAGCAUAUGGAUGUAAUA